Molecule: messenger RNA, 423 nt
Organism: Prorocentrum cordatum
Lineage: Eukaryota; Dinophyceae; Prorocentrales; Prorocentraceae
Source: the annotation of a GenBank genome assembly
AUGACAACGUACAGCAGUGUGAACGCGGACCGAACGAGCAGCGCGGCUUCUAGUAGCACGAUUUCGAUUGCAACGGGAGCAAGCAGCACUACGCAGGCCAUCGGCAGCAUGGCGACAUCAACGGCCAGUCCCACGGGGAGCUUUCCGACACCAGCGACGUUGGCAAUGUCGUCGAGCAGCACCACGCGGGCCUGCAGUAGCACGGCGACGUGCACUGCCAGUCCCACGGUGAGCUUCACGUCAGAUGGCAGCAGGCUGACCAGCUGUACGUCCACAGCCAGUUCCACGGGACCAACAGCUCGACAGACGAACAGGAUCACACCCUGGUGCGCCAUUCGUGGGAUGGGAGGCUUGUUAUUUCAAAUAACGGCUUCCACGACGCCUUCAAUUCCGGGUUAUGAGGGCGGCCCCGCCUGUGCUUAG